Messenger RNA from Anguilla anguilla (European eel), 2848 nucleotides. It is a transcript of the gene mtcl3a, whose product is annotated as SOGA family member 3a. Bases 131 to 2248 code for a protein of 705 amino acids. The transcript is spliced from 6 exons. The record is from RefSeq and is a predicted model, not a curated record. Lineage: Eukaryota; Metazoa; Chordata; Actinopteri; Anguilliformes; Anguillidae.
CGCUGCCGGUUAGAGCACAGCGAGAGGGGGUGGGUGCGGGAGAAAUCCGAGCUGCUGGAGCGCUUCGACGCAGAGAGGAAGGAGUGGGAGAGCCAGCUCAGGGAUAUGCAGAGGAAGAUCGAGGAGCUGUAUGAUGAGCUCCAGCAAUGGCUCCAGCAACCAACCAAAUCACCUCAGCAAUGGAGAAAAUGAUCAUCAUGGCAGCCACUACAGCGAGCCUCUUGAUCAGGAAAGCCAAGGUUAUGGUGCAGCUGCAGACCGAUGUGGUGUCAUUAGUCAGGACCCAGGCAUGGCAGAACUGGAGCUAAUCUUGCAGGGAUGUUUGAAGCAGGGAUUUGAGAAAACCCCAUUGCCCUCUGGGCAACAAGGCAUGACGGAACUGGAGCACAUCCUGCAGAGAUGUCUGGAACAUGGGUUUGAGAGCAGCCCCUCCCCAGCCGUGCACCAGGCCUACGUCAGCUCCCCCAGCAACUUCUCCUCUAGCAACGACAGAAAAAGGAACACCACUGAGCUCAACGCUGCUCUAAGGGAGAUCGCUAGAGUGAGUGAGGAGUUAUGCAGCUACCAGGAUGAAAUCAGAAAAAAGGCAGAGGACAAUUGGAGUGGAAUGGAGUCCUUGUCUUUUCUGGAGGAGUUUGAAGCGGUACAGAAUGUGAAAAACAUAGCCGGGAAUGUCGAUCCUCUCUUUGAUCUGAGCCAGUGGUGCAACCAGUUCCAGGUCCCGGAGGAACGGAACUGGGUCAACUGGGAGAGCACCAACCAGGAUCCCAACAAGGCAGAGCAGACCGAGCCCCCGAUCAGGAAGAGACAAGCCCCGCCUAUUCCUCCCCGUACCACUUCCUGGUAUCUCAGCAGCCCCUCAGCUCCCAAGCUAGAAUUUCCUGUCCCAGAAUCCUUCACUGACAAGAAGUGCCACAGCCCCAGUGUAGUUACAGAUAAGAAGUACCCUUCCGUGUUGAAGAAGUUUGGGGAGAUGCUGCAGGAGAAUGAGGGGUACACCCUGACAAAUUCUGGGGUUGUGGCUACUCCCGUGCCUAUGGAUUCCAAGUGCAACAUCGGCUGCUGCCACAGCAGCUGGUCCUGCAAUGGCAGCAGGUUCGGCAGCAGCAAGUCGUCCACGUACGUGCCUGUUCAGAAAUGCCCAUCAGAUGCCAAUGUUCAGGAAGCAGAGACGGACUGUAAACCAGAGAGCAUGCAAUCUGAUAAUCCAAAGUGCCCUGGGGGGCAGUUCCAGCCUGUGGACAAUGACAUUGACACACUGGAUUUUAGGGUCCCCUCCUCAGGUGUCCAACCUCCUUACCCAAAUGCAAAAGGCCCUCGGAGAAAUGCGACUCUGGAGCAGAAGACUGCAGAGUUUAACCGCACUCUGUUUCAAGUAGAGAUGGGUCAUGGGGUCGAGGACAGCAUAACACCUGCUGAAGUACCUGUGAGUGGCAGGGGUAGGUGCUCUCCCCAGCACUCUGAGAUCAAACUAAGGGAUGUGACCUCUGACCUCCCACCCCAGUAUCCAGAUUUUACACCCGAGGUCAAGACAUCUGACCUUUCAUCUGAAUACCCUGAGAUCAAACCCAAGGUCACAACCUCUGACCUCCCACUUCAAAAUCUAAAAGACAAGAAAUUGGAGGCCCCUGCUGUAGAGAGUAACCUCUCUGCUUUCACACAGUAUGUCCCGAGCAUGGUGCAGGCCAAGUCCCCAGGAGUAAGGACAGGGACCGCAGUAUGGCAGACGGAUAAAGUGAGAUCAGGGAGUUCUACCCGGGGACGUAGCAACAUUGGGUCAUGGGUUCUAAAAGACCAGCCCUGGAAACCCACCACUCUGGCUGCUUACCCACGACCUGCAGACUCCAGGUCCAAUUAUGGAGCUGUGGAGAAAAUUCUGAAGAGCUACGAGAGUUCUGAUGGGGUCCAGUGCUUUAUGCAGUGCCGUCCCAGUCCAACCCAGGAGGAUGACCUCAUUGAGCUGCUGGACAACCUAGAGGUCAAGCAGCGACUAUCCUCUAGAGAAACAACAAGCACCAGACCAGGCUUGCGCAGAGAGACAGUCAGUACCAUGCAGGAGAGCAGAGAAUCCUAUGUGUCUGUGAAGAAGAGCUUCUCGCGCCCUGCCUGUCCUGCCAACCGACGACUCCCAUCCCGAUGGGCCACCCGCUCCCCUACAGCGCCCUCUGCCCCCUCGACCCGCCCCUCAGUCACCAUUCAAACGCGGACUUUUUCCUACUCCAACCACAGAGAGACUGGGAUCAUUUGACCCUUGAGACAAGAGGUGACUGAAGUCCAUUCAAGACUAAAGGAGAGAUGCCUCUCCAGAUUCUUAACCAUGCCCUCCCCCCCUGUAAAUACCAAUCCAAGACUGUUAUUUCUACCCUGCUACAAAGUGCUUUUGCUGUGUGGUCUCUGCACAGCAACAUAUUUUUAGAAGAUGAUGCAUUACCUAAAGAAACUCUAAGCGCUGGCAUGGAGUCUCCAGUGUUUCCUUGGCCUCCUGUUCUUCUGUACCAAGCUCAGUCAUUACAUUCAACACCUUUUUCUUUUUCUUACAGUUUACUGAGUGAUCGCCGUGUUGUACUCCUGUUUAUCCAUCGUUCUGUGCAUGGCUCCCUGUUUGUGGGUGCACGUGUCUGUGUUUGAGUGUAUCAGACAUUAUAUAGGUCAUUGCUAUCGAUAAGUAGUAGUUAUACAUUUAUCUGCAACUUUAAUCAACAUGGUAAUUAUCUGGCGUCCUUAAGCUUCAUUAUAUUGAAUUAAGCCUUUUAAAUGUUACAGUAAUGUAGUGAACUGUUCUGGAAGUGAUGGCUUUACUGUGCUUUUCUGAUAAUAAAUAUUGCAAUGUAUUUAACAGCUUAAUGUC